AUGAACAUUUCCAAUCCUGUGUCCUCUGAAGUCACAGGAGUCAAUUUCACCUUUCUCUGCAAAGACGACAUCACAAAACUCUCUGUCAAACAGGUCGUCAAUCCUGCGACUUUCGAAACUGUUAUUCCCGGAAACGUUCCUGUGCCGGUAGUGGGCGGCUUGUACGAUCCAGCACUCGGAGCUUCCGAUGCGCUGAGGCAGCGGUGUUUGACAUGUCACCUUGACUACAAGUAUUGUCCCGGCCAUGUCGGGCACAUUUCAUUGCCCGUGCCGGUUUACCAUCCUUUGUUUUUUGAUCAGAUGUUGAAGAUGCUGAGAUCUUCAUGUCUUUACUGCUUUCACUUUCGGAUGGCCAGGGCAGAGGUUAAUCGUUUCGAGUGCAAACUUAAACUCAUUCAAUACGGGCUGUUGGUCGAGGCCGCGGAAUUAGACGAUAUCCAUCCUAAUACGAGGGGAGAGGAAGAGGGCGAGGAAGGUGAGUUUUCUGGAAGCACUGAAAUGGAAGCUUUUUAUGCAAAGCGGGAAAAGUUUGUGGCGAGGGCCAUUCGAAGGCAUUUGCGCUCUGGUGGCUUGGAUGAGGGGAAGGUCAUGUCAGUUGCGGAGGAACGGAGGAAAGUUGUCAAGGAGUUUCUCAGCACUAUCCAGUUUCCAAGAAAGUGUAAUAGGUGUCAGGCAAUUUCACCAGGAUUCCGAAAAGAUGGGUACUCAAAAAUUUUCGAGGUACCGCUUACCCCCAAAGCACAAAGCCAGAAUGUCCAAUACGGCUUCCAAAGACCCAAUGCAGCUAUGAUGCAGAAGAAGCCUAACCGCUUGCCGGAAACAAAGAAUCAUGAUCUCAAUCGGAAGGGUGCUGCUGGCCGUCUUCUACAUAGCAUGGAGGUUCUGAACAACCUUUCGCGACUUUUCGAGAAGGAGAGGGAAAUUCUCCAACUACUAUACCAACCAAGAGAAGCUAUUUCGAAGACCCCAAAACCUCUAACACCUGAGAUGUUCUUUAUCCACGCUAUCGCUGUUCCACCAACCAAGUUCAGACCCCCUCAGGCUGCCGGAGGUGAGAUUUCCGAGUCAGCAACAAACAAGCAGUUAGUAAAGAUUCUACAAGGAUGCCUAGCCAUCCGUGAUUACAAUGACAAAUUCAACAACCCGGAAAUAGAGGCUGGGGCGAAAACCGUCAUCAUCAGCAAGCUGAUGCAAGCCUUUGUAACCCUCCAAGACGACGUGAACUCGUUCUUAGACUCAUCGAAAAGCCCGCUUACUGGCGCGGCCGCAAGAACAUUAGAGGAAGGUAUCAAGCAGAAACUUGAGAAGAAGGAGGGCCUAUUCCGAAUGAACAUGAUGGGGAAGCGUGUGAAUUUUGCCGCCCGAUCAGUUAUCUCUCCUGAUCCGAAUAUUGAGACAAGAGAGAUUGGCGUACCACCGGUAUUUGCAAGCAAGCUUACGUACCCCGAACCAGUGACAGAAAUCAAUCAUCAAUGGUUAAUGCGACUAAGAAUCCACCUCUCUAAAACACUCUUGACUCCAGACGCGCUUUCUUUGAGUGACUCAAAGUCCAAGAGAGUUCAUAGACAUUUGCUCAAUGGAGAUGUUGUGUUGAUGAACCGAACGUACGAUCCGUAUGCACUACGCCAACUGUAA
Messenger RNA from Tuber melanosporum (Perigord truffle), 1635 nucleotides. RefSeq lists its product as uncharacterized. The record is from RefSeq and is a predicted model, not a curated record. The coding region runs from base 1 to 1635 and encodes 544 amino acids. Gene Ontology annotation, cellular component: RNA polymerase I complex. NCBI's taxonomy places the organism in Eukaryota, Fungi, Ascomycota, Pezizomycetes, Pezizales, Tuberaceae. Gene Ontology annotation, biological process: DNA-templated transcription. Gene Ontology annotation, molecular function: DNA binding; DNA-directed RNA polymerase activity. The transcript is spliced from 6 exons.